Messenger RNA from Amphibalanus amphitrite, 3174 nucleotides. RefSeq lists its product as uncharacterized. The transcript has 13 exons. Bases 107 to 2788 code for a protein of 893 amino acids. The record is from RefSeq and is a predicted model, not a curated record. NCBI's taxonomy places the organism in Eukaryota, Metazoa, Arthropoda, Thecostraca, Balanomorpha, Balanidae.
ACACACAGGGAGCAACUCAAACUGAAUUCUUUUUCAGACUUUUUGAAAAUGGUCACAGUCAUUUGGUUUUCAUAAGUCGUUACAUCAUAAGUCUCCAUUGCCCAGCAUGGCUGAAAAUUUCGUCAAAAAGUUGGACCUUCUGCAUGGGAAUGAUGCUGAAGAAAAGUGUGAAAAAUUUCUGGAAGAAAUUAAAGAUAUAUUGAAGUUAUCAGAGCCACCUACCCAAGCUACAGUCCUCAGUACCUUCCUAAAGAAAGCUCUAAUUUUUGUGGCUGGGUCAAAGAUAUUGUCUGUGUGCAGAGCACUGCUUCCAGCUGCAGAAGCAGCAUGCAAGAACACAUUACUGAGUCUGAAAGCAUGGGAAAAUGCAAGUCAAGUUUCAAAGCUUCUCCAGGUUUCAACAGAGAUACUAGAUACUAUGUCGGCAUGCUGCCAGUGUGCCGAGGAGAGGAGUCUGCAGCAGGUGCAGUUUUUGGAUGGCCUGAUGUCACCAGCAUUUCAAUGUAUCAAGGCCACCUACAACCACUGCCAGGAGAGCUCACAGCUGUAUGGCUCCAUGCUGGAGUCUGUCAAUGGCCCCCUGACCAGGCUGUUCCGGGCUGCCACGAGUCUGCAGAGUGCUCUUCACCGGCUGGCUGAUGCUGUUGUCUCAGCUGAUAGCAGUCAUCAGGACCAACAGGCUGUCACCUUGCUGACAACAGUGUGUGACGAUGUGGCGGAGACGGGUCGCCAGCUGACCCAGCUGGAUACCCGCGCCAUGGCCGAGGCCUGGAAGUGCUACCUGCGCCUGCUGCAGCGGCUGCCGGACCUCCUGCCGCCCGCCGUCCGGCUGGGGGACGCGCUGACCUACAUGGCCGCGGAGGUGGCCUCGCAGCUGGCCACGGUCAGGGAGCGUGGUCGGGAUAAGACCUCCGCUCCGAGCUCUGACAAGCGUCUGGCGCGCGCCGUGAAGAUGUGCAGCUUCUACCUGAAGCUGGUGGUCGGUCUGUCGGAGAGUUACGUCAGCUCCGUCGGCGGCGCGCUCACCAGCCUCGUCAGACUCGUGCUCACUCUGAUCAGGUUCUCUGCACCGGACAGUCACGUGACCGACGUGGACCCGUCCGUUCUCGGUCAGCUGAGCAGUCAGCUGACGGUGGCCGCCGAACCGCUGCUCGACUGUCUGAUGGAACACCGGGACUUUCCACAGUCGUUCUGGUCGGCUCUAUCUGACUCUGAGGACCUUGGAGGCCUGUGUCGGCUGCGCUGCUGCCUGAUCCUGAUCCGCCGCACCUGCCACCUGGCGGCGCCGGCGCGAACUAGCUGGACCUCUGAGGGGGAGGGCGAGCGCCAUCUGAUAGCGGCGGUGCUCCGGCUCAUGCCUAUGUGUGACCGGGAGCUGACGUGCUGCCUCCAGCUGGAUUGCGACGGCCAGGGCCGGCCUCAGGUCAGCCUGUACCAACUCACCCUGUCUACCGUCUGCGCCCUGGCCGGCAGCCUGUCGGCGGCGGAGCUGCGCGCCGCGGAGCUGCAUCUGUGGCGCCACCUGUGCCGCGGAGACGGCUGGGCGUCACUGCUCGCCGCCGAUACGCUCUGCUUCAUCGCCAGGUACGGCCCGGCGGCGCUGUGCCGCUCCUACUGUGACGCGGCGGCCGGCGCGCUCUCCCGGCGCCGCUGUCCGCCGCUGCGCCGCCUCCUGUGCCGGCUGGUACCUCUGCUCGCCGCAGAGGACCGGGAUCAGCUGCUGCGCCGGCCGGCCGCCGCCUCCCUGCUGCACCCGGCCUGCCCGCCAGCGCUGCUCGAGUCGGCCCUGACUGCCGCUGAGGAGGAGACCGAACAGCUGACUGGGAGACCGGACCGGCGGACCGCCGCACAGGUCACUGCGCUGUCAGACUCGCUGUUCGCCUGCGGCACGGCCCUGUCCGCCCCGCCGGCGGUCCCCGGUCUACCAUCCCGCCUACUGACGCUGCUGGAGCGGCUGUGGGCGGCGGUGCCGACCCGGCUGACCGGUCCAGCAGGCUCCCGACUGGCCUGUGGUCUGCUGAGAGCCUCAGCCGCCCUGCCGGCCGACUCUCCGCUCAGCGACCAGCAGCUGACGCAGGUCCUCUCCAUCUGCUCCGGCUGGCUGCCCGAGUGCAGUGUGCCGGUAAAGCUGGGCGUUAUUGGCCUAUUGGGCAGCAUCAAAGCUCGACAGUUUCCGUCUGUGAAGGGCGACGAUGGUCCUAAACACUACAUUCCAACGCUGUACCGAAGUCUGCUGACCGACCCCAGUCAGCUGGUCCGGCAGCGCGCCAUGGACGCGUUCGCCGCAUUCGCGUCACGGACGCCGCACGCCGCUCUGAUCUCGGCGGCGGUGUCGGCGCCGGCCGGUCUCCAGGGCACGGCCAGCGGCCACCUGCAGCGGCUGGCGGCCCGGCGGCGCGGCCCGGCCGCCCUGUCAGCCGCCCUGGCCCGGGCCGGGGUCAGCUCGGCCGCGGCGGCCGCUGUGCCGGAGAUACUCCCGCGGAUGGGACCGCUGACGGACUCUGAGGGUGCCGGGGGCGGCGGUGAGGGACCGAUGGACUCAGAGGACGGUCUGCCGGUGACGGACGGCCCGGCGACCCGUCUGGCGAACGGUACCGGCGGGGAUGGCUCGGGUCGGUCGCCGCCGGGGGAGGGCUCGCUCCCCCCGCGGGAGGCGCAGCUACUGGACGGCAUCCAGCAGCGACUGGCCGGGCUGAGACGCGACUGGCGGCAGGGCGGCGCGGCGGCCGAUGGCGGCCGGCUCCUCCGACUGCUGACAGACAUACAGACCCGCCUGGACGCCGGGUGACCGCCGGGCGGGACGGCAGGCGCGGGAUGGACCCGACUGGCGAGAGCUGGCGAGAGCCGGGACCCCGGAUUGCGAGCACCGGUCAGUGAAGUGGGUGGGACAUGUUGUCAAGGGGGGGGGGGGGGGUGACGGGGCCAAGCGCCGUUGUUGAUUUUAGUGCUCGGAAAAAAUGGUGUGAAGUUUUCUUGCAAUAUGAUUUGUGUCUGUGUCUACUACAAUGCGGCCCUUAUACCGCGAGUGAUGUUGAUCGAACUUAAGGUUUGUAGCCUCGUUUCAUCCACCUGUCUCGUUCAUGUGCAUGGUCUGUUUUGUAGAACAUAUGCAUCACAUCAGCUGUAUUCCAUAUCCCAACCAUCUCCAAACAGUAAUACAGUGUAUAUAAAUGC